Lachancea meyersii CBS 8951 is the source of this 915-nucleotide messenger RNA. The record is from the annotation of a GenBank genome assembly. Lineage: Eukaryota; Fungi; Ascomycota; Saccharomycetes; Saccharomycetales; Saccharomycetaceae.
AUGGCUUUACAGAUUGAUUCCAUGAAAAAUGGCUUCUUGGUGGUACCUUUCGCAUUGAACGAGUCCAAAAAAUUGCAAGAGAAAAUGAAGAGCACAACGCCCACAGAUGAAGCGGAUACUACUUUGGCGCACUACAUGUUUAUGAAAAAGCACCAGUCCAAAAACGAACAAGAGCAAAAUUGUAUUUUUGUUGUGAAUUUGCCUCUGCUCACCAACCAAGAAAACUUGAAAAAAGGCAUGGGACAGAUUUUGGCACAAUACGGCGCCGUGGCCCAUAUCUCACAAUUGCUUCACAAUGACGAGUUUGGUCUCCACGAUAUUGAUCUCUCAAGUCUCACGUCGACUUUGAUGUCCACCGGAGGCGUCGAAGAGAAACGGUUUACGCCCAGAAAUUCCGCCCUAUUACAGUUCAUCGACUCGUCCAGUCUCGAUAAUGCUUGGAGCGCACUGCGGAAGUACUCACAAGAGCGUGAUUCUUCGAAGCUCGCAAAGUGGACGUUUGAGUCGCCCUCUUUGGAGACUUUCACCAAUUUCUAUAAACCCAUUGACACAGAGUACCUCAAAGAAGACGUGUACUCACACAUGGCGCUUUUCGAGCAACGAGAACAAGAGGCUCAGGAAGAAGCACAGUCUUCGAUUGUGGACGAAGAUGGAUUUACUUUGGUGGUUGGCAAAAACACUAAAUCCUUGAACUCCAUCAGGAAAAAGAUUCUAAACAGGAAUCCAUUGUUGAAACAUGAAAAGGUUGUAAAGCCUCCAACGAUGGUGGACAAGAAGGCCAAGCAAGAUUUCUACAGAUUCCAAAUCAGAGAACGCAAGAAACAAGAGAUUAGCGAACUGUUGAAAAAGUUCAAGCAAGAUCAGGAGAAGAUCAAAGAAAUGAAAAGCAGGCGGAGAUUCAAUCCAUACACCUGA